AUGACACGUGUUGCUGCAUUGCUUCCAAACCGGCGACGUAAAACAACCACACUUAAUCAUUACUCACACGUACAGACCAAGCCACGUGAUCUGCAAGCACGUGUUCUGUCACCAACUCGCCGUCACAACCCCCAGCCACUGGGCUUGGUUUAUCAGAGUCCUCUGCAAUCAAAUGCUCAGGUUUGGCACUGGAUUUGUGUCUGUUUGACUGUUUUCAUUUAACAGAGUUUUAUAUAGAAGAUCAAUAAGAACGAUAAGUAAGUCAAUUACCUUCAAAGACCGUAAUUGUACCACUGUACAAUGAUGGAUCCAGUUCCGCCUUGAUUAGAAAGCUAAAGCAGCGACGUUUUAGAGCCGCGAACGUCAGACAAGAGACUUGUUGCACUCUUGAGCCGUGAUUUUCAACAAAAUUUUGGUCCGGUUGACGUGCCUUGCUCAAAACGUCACUGUUUAAACUCCCUUUGUAACAGAGCGGUUGUAAGUCUACUACUUGGAAUUCAGCGGUGUUGGGUGAAUAGGCGGCGAGGGGAGGGCUGUGCGCACAACCGUAUAGGUACAUGCCUGCAGGAUAAAUUAUGGUCUGUGAUGAGCUAUGUCCUUUAACAGGGUAUCCCUUUUGGUAAUGUUUUCCUGUGACAGGGUAACAGCACAGGACCUAACCCUAAUUUAAAAAGACCUGAUUAAAAGGACUCACUAAACCAUUCUAGAAUUUUAUGCGCUAGAGAUAUGCAAUGAAAUGUAAUUAACUGAAUAGUGGGAUGCAAUUUUUUCGUUUCUGGGCUUUUAAAAAAGGGGUAAAAUCUCAAUUUGAUUUUCAUUAAAUAGGUCAGGUCUUAACCAAGGCCAGGAAUUGAGGACCUUAGCGGCACACGCCUAUCAUAACAGUGACCGGAGUAUUCCCCGUGUUUACUGCUGGUAUUAAACGCUCCAAGUCAUCUUGAUGAUCUUAACUUGUUCACUAAAUCAUCAAAACAUUUUUAAAAUCAAAAAGGAGUUGUCGCGAGACAUUGUUAACCUGGUUUCCAGGGCUUUUUGUUUCGCUCUCCUUUUCCGAGGGAAAAGCCCUGGGAACGCGAUUGGAGACGUUUUAGCAGUAGGUACAGUACAAGUUGUAAUCCUACUUAUCAAAUCGUACACAAACUACUGUAAUUUUCUCUUAUACAUCUAGUUAACUAAAAAUUAACUGCUUUUUACCUCAGGACUAAGUUCUAUACCCACUUCUCUUUUUACAUUAUAUUAUUUAAAAUGACAUCUAAUAUUGUUCGAACAAACUCCAGACUCAAACUCGCCUCAUUUAUUAUUUUGGCGACAAAAUGUUCUUGCUUUCUUGUGUUUAAUUGAUCCAAGAAACAAGGGAGGGGUUCCCAGAACGAAGAAUGCUGACAAGCACUGACUUUUUUUUUCAAACAGCCCUACGCUAUAUGGAACCCAGACUUCCGCCACACUCGUGCGAGAUACCCAACACUUGUAGGACAUUUGGGUGAGUUGAUUUUAUAAUACUGAACAAAAUAAGCAGAUUAUAAAUGUCUAGAUUCCACUUAUUGUACAUAUUUUUGUAUAUUUUUCCUCUAACUUAUUUUUUAGAGGGCCGUAAUGUAAGUUAGAAAACUACAAAAGGUUAUUACGUCUCCCUCUUUAAAUACGAUGUAAAGCUAUUGUAUUGUAUUGUACUAUGGAAUCACGCUAUAACGAAGACCCCUUUAUAACGAGAAACAUCUGAAAGCCUGGCAGAAUUACGGUAAAAUAUUUGGAAACGAACCUCGCUAUAGCAAUAGAUUUUGACGGUCCCAACGCACAAUUUAUCUCGGUGUAACGAAUAUUUUGUCCGGUCGCUCGCAGCAGUCAGUAAAAACGACAGAUUUGAGUAGAAAUCACAUCUUGUUUUGUCUUGAUUGUCAGCGCUUUACACUUACAGUUUACAGUAUCAAAUGGAUAGAAAAAAAUUUUUCUACGUGCAGUACUGAAUUUUUGGCAAUUGCUAUUCAUUAAAUUAACCCGCUAUAACGAAUAUUUUUCCUGUUGUCCAGAUAAUAGCAAAGACCCCGGCGUUAUAACGAACAAUUUUUUCGGUACCUUGGAAAUUGGUUAUAGCGGGGUUCCACUGUAAUGUACUUAUCAAGGGGCCUUCUUAGUUUGUACCCACUUCUCGACACCAUCGUUAUAAUCCUUGCUCUCUCAGGUCUCCCCGUUCCUGACCGUAGGAGAUCUGGCUACUAGAUAAGCCCCUUCCACCUAUCUCGUGCCUAGAUUUCCCACCUACAAACAAACGGCAGCGAGAUAUUGGCCUCCCACGCAGACGUUCUUAGGGCGAACGACGAACCAAAAAAGUGUUUGCGUGAAAGGCUAGUGAGAUCUCAGUGAGAGAAAAGUUUAUGAUAACAGGUUUCAAAUUCUUUUCACCACUCUCUCGUGCACACUCCGACGAAACAGCUUGCUAGCCUACGCAGACUUGCGUAAGUUGACAACAAGGAAAAAAACGCGCGAAACGUUAAAAGGGCCAUCUUACAUCUAUAUAUCUUGAUUAGAGGAGCCUUAUGCAAAAAGAUCUAGUUAUUACCAAAUAAAAUGAGUUUUGGGCAUGCACCAAUUUUUAAUACUAAUGAAUGGACUUUGGAGAAUUAAAGGGUAUUUGUUUGGUCUGUGCUUUAAACCAUGCAUUUGUAUUGCUUGACAGCUGAAUACCUUUUUUCUUUUAUUCCUUCCCGCUAUAGAUUUGACUAACUUCUCUAGUGGCUCCAUAUCUCAAAUGACUCCAUUUGAAGAGAGAGGUACGUCUGCUUAUAUACAAACUCCUAAAAAAUCAAAACUAUCUCUUGGAAACGAAGUUUACUCAAUAGUCUUAGAUUUUAAAAUUCCAAACAAAAUCAUCGCAGGCUUGAAGUCAUAAAGGCCAGUAUAUAAUAUACUACGCUGUAAGUAAGAAGUAAGUUGCCAGCUUCCGUUCACAGCGUAAAUUUCGCAGAUGCGUCUUCAUUAUCUUUAGUACCGGAAAUUUGUUGGUUCCAUUAAAAAUGACUUCCUGAGGAUAAAAAAAAAACAUACCGAAGUAAUGAAUUAUACAAACUGUGUUAGAUAUAAGGAAUAACAAAAGCUAUAAGAAGCAGCGAAAGGAACCAAAACAGUCACCUGAACUCAUUUGUUUGUACAUGUCUCUUUUAAGCUUUGUUUUAGUUGCUACGAUAGAAGCUAAUCUCAUUCUAAGGUCCUAAUCCCAGCCAACCUUCUCUUCUAAUAGGGGGUCCCCCAACAAUCAACUAUAGUCUCCAGUCCACUUCACGCUUUAGUUAUAGAGAUCCUUCCCAGUAUACUUUGGGAGGAGGAAAGAAGUGGCCUACCCAUCGUCCCUAUCGACGUGAGCCAGACGGUCCUGCUCUUGGCAUAAGUAAGUGGAGAUGAAGAUGUCUUUAAUCUUCUAGUUUGUGAUCUGAUGGGACCUUUAGUAAAGUAGAACGUAAAUUUUAAUUUGGAUUGACAGAGGAAUGAUUCUUUAGGACUUACUUCUGUAGCUGUGACAAGUUGACACUUCUCGAUAUUUUUUCUCUAAACAAGUGUCCUGUUAGUUGCAAUACAUAUAUAUAUUUUUUUAACUAUGUGUUUGAAGUAAUUAUGGUUGACUAAAAGCAACUGUUUAAGCUCACUAACGAGAAUAUGGUCAACAAAAAGGAGAUCGGUGAUCCAGCGUUAGGUGAAAUUUUUUCGACACCAUUUAAAACAAAUUUGCAGCAUUUUUACCACGGUCAGGAUACUAAAGUAGCAGUUAACCUGGAAAGCAUGUCACAGCUACAUGGAAGCUUCAACUAUUGCCAGGCUGAAUGCUUUUUUGAUGGAGUAUUUUAAACUAACUUUGAGUUCUUUUUUUCCACACAGUUCCUCCGGGUCUCCCUAGAUUGUCAGAGGAAAGAAAUGUAGUCAAUGUUCGUCAGGGAACCGAACAGGUAAUCCUAGCAAUUCUGGGCCAUUUAAGCAACUGCGGCCUUAGUUUAGGUUAUGGUCCGACUCGUAACCAAGCGCGUAAAGGAAGAUCUUGGCCAUGGAGGAUCGAGGGCAAUCUUAGAAGCGAGUUCUCGAAGCUCGCAUGGCACCCCUGCUUUGUACGAGGCAGCGUUAAAAAUCCUUUAAAACUCUAUUAGUUUGAAAACGUGCACUUCUAAUCUAUUCACGAUUUAAUGAUGCUCCUUCUACUUUAUCGGGACAAAAAUGAAAAGAAGUUUAAAGACGUUAAUUAGCAGAAGCAACCACGACAGUGAUGACAACGAAAACGCAAAAACAACAACCCUGCACGUGCAUCAUAAUUUUUGAUACUUUUCUCUGCCUUCAAUGCAAGACUAGGACGUGAAAUUUCGUUGCUUACUAAAGUUCUAUAGAUAAUGCUAACAAAAGACGACGAUUUUUUUUCCUUUUCUAAAGUCGUAUGCAGUCUUGAAAAUGCAAUUCCAGAAAAAAAAUCGCCUUCGUUUGACUAAUUGAACGAGGCAGAAUAAUAGCUGUGAAGUUUGAAAAGACAGUAAAACUACUUUUUAAUUGUCGUUUCCGCUGCCGCCGCCAUCGUAGUACAAUUAAGCUCCCUAUCAACUUCGGAAGUGAACAGGGCCAAGUUGUUUAAUAAAGGGAGUGCUAGCUCUAAAUCUGGGUUAAAGGAAAACAGGACGUAUAAGUUGUCAUAGUAACCAAAAAUUGCACGUCGAGCAACUUGGCUCUCAAAAUAAACUGCAAAUGAAGCAAAUGGUUCUCUAAGCUCAACCCGUUAUCUAAACAACGCAGAGAGAUAUUUAACCCUAGAUUAAACCAAUUGCAGCCACGUUAGAGUCAAAAACGCUAUUCUUGGGUGUUUUCCAAACCUUCUUCUAGUUCUGUUGUUAGCGCAUCUUUCCAAAUAGAACUUUUAGGGGCCUCACGGAUUUCUUUCUUAACGUUAAAUCCGUUAGCACCCAAUUAACCACUACAGAUUUUCAUAGGUAGGACUAAAGUCAUAUCCUACACGUAUAUUUUGUGGGUGUUUUUUGCUUUCCAAACCCUAUAGGAACGUGACUUUAACGUAAUAAUUAGGUAUAAAGUUAGGCGUGCUCUUGCUUGGCCAUAGUAGAACAGUAAAAACCCGCGCGUAAGAACCUACAUUCUCUGCAGUUAGCCUAAACAGGUUCUUAUAUAAAUAGUGGUUAACACAAUUUUAGGCUAUUUACGUUCUUAGAUAGGUUCUUAUUUCCGUAAAAAAAAAUUUAAAAAAAAAACAAGCUACAAAACAAGAUGGUAAUCUGCGUAUUUUUCAAUUUCAAAAUGCGAUACAACAAUAUUAACCUCUUGCACUUUAUUUUUUUAUUACAUCAAUAAAUUAGCACUUUUAUUUGCACAGCAAUGCCAAGCUCCUAAUUCUCCAAACUGGAUUCUUGCACAGCUUUGCAGCUGCUUUUCACCAAUACGACUUUAAAAAAUAAGAACUUGUUUUUCAUUAUCUAGGCUAAACAGGUUCUUGUUUAUAGGGGGUAUAAAUGGCAAAUUUUAGGCUAACAGGUUCUUAAUUUUCAGGUUCUUACUCGCGGGUUUUUACUGUAGUAGUAGUAAAGUUAGGCCUAGGCCAAACAUCGAACUUUUCAGAAGACGAAUCAAACUCGUCUGUUGGGUCAGACGUCGAGCUUAGGACGUGUCGAACCAGUCAACUGAAUCAGAACAAAAAACAAUUUUAGCGGGCCAGGUGUUCAGUAUUAAAUUUCUCCCGAAAGAGGCUGAAAUAUACAUGACCAUACAAAUUUUCGAUUUAUUAGUUUAAUUUGUCGCAUGUGAAGAUCCACGCUUGUCACGGAGACGAUCUUCAGACAUACAGUAUCCGUCUGAAGUAGACGCAUAAAGCGUUUUUGGGCGAUCUGAUCUCAUUCUUCCCGGCGAGCAGAGGCCCUUCGAUCUUCCUAGAUAAGUCCCGACUUACCUAGGAAGAUCGAAGGGCCUCUGCUCGCAGGGUAAUCUCAUUCACGCAAACGUAAAUGAGCCAGACGUCGAACUUUUCAUCAACUUCACUCACUAAGCUUAGUUCGUCUCAUGAAAAGUUCGACCAAUUUGGAAUAGGCCUAACGCUAAUUCAAUCUUUCAGAAAUCAGAUAAUCUCAUAUGGAGCAACGCAGCCUUGAGAGAAGUUUGGCGAUCAACAGGCCAUCCAAACAUUGGUUGUGAGCCAUGA
Messenger RNA from Porites lobata, 6169 nucleotides. The record is from the annotation of a GenBank genome assembly. NCBI's taxonomy places the organism in Eukaryota, Metazoa, Cnidaria, Anthozoa, Scleractinia, Poritidae.